CUUGCAGUGCCCUACCGAUGCUACAAAGAGCCGUCGAGCGGCUGAAAACGACCUGGAUGAAAACAUGUUUAGCCAGGAUAUUUUUGCAUCCAAGGAUCUUGCAGAAAAAUGUGCUGGUUGUUUACUCCUGAGUAAGGAGGAAAAUGUUGUAAACCUUGGAGGAAAAGGCGGCCGGGGCGAUGGUUGCUCAGGUCCAUGCACAGAUGGAUCCAGGGGCCAGAAGGGCGAGAAAGGCGAGCCGGGAACGGCUUCCAACCGGGGUCAGGCAGCUGGGUACAAGGGAGAAAAAGGUCAGAAAGGGGAGAUCGGUCCGCAAGGCCUGACAGGAACACCGGGGAAGGAUGGUCGGGGAGGGUCCAUCUGCGUCGUCGGCCCCAAGGGACAGAAGGGCACUCCGGGAUCAGUGGGUCCGGAGGGCUUAGCUGGGGAGCCAGGGAAGCCCGGACUUCCGGGUCUGCCAGGAUUCGGAAAACCGGGUCCACCGGGCCCUCCUGGUGAUGGUAGAGGUGAGAAGGGAGACCCAGGACCGAAAGGAGAAGACGGAUUGCCAGGAGACCCGGGACCAAGAGGCCCAGGAGGUCCAAAAGGAGAGAAGGGUGACCCGUGCGAAGUGUGCCCGGUGUUGCCAGCCGACGUCGGCUUGCAGGGGAAGCCCGGUCCUAAAGGAGAGCCCGGAUCGCCGGGGAUCGGAGAGAGAGGACUCCCCGGUGUCGAAGGUGCAAAUGGCAAAGCGGGACAGAAGGGAGAACGCGGAUCAGAUGGCGCCAAAGGAGAAAAGGGAGAACAGUGUUCCGUGUGCCCUACCCUCGGAGAACUCCCACCCAAGUUCAUCCCGGUUGGCCAAACUCAAACUCUGCAGCAGAAGGGAGAGAAGGGGGAACGUGGGAUUGGGCAGAAAGGAGAGCAAGGGGAGCCAGGAAACGUGGGUUCACCUGGCCUUAAAGGAGAGAAGGGUAAUGCUGGCAACGCGGGAGCUGCCGGAAAGCCGGGGAAACCAGGACCGAGGGGGGCUGCGGGGAAGGACGGACAGAGAGGUGCAAAGGGUGAAGACGGGAAGCCCGGUGUGGGAACGCCGGGCCCAAAGGGUGAGCAGGGCAACUGUGGUGUGUGCCAGCCAUCAGAGGUUGGUAGUCAACCGAGUGGCCUGCUUGAGAGAAGAAAAGGUGAACCCGGCCCUCCAGGUCCCCCUGGACCUCCAGGACUUGGAGCUGAAGGCAAACAGGGACCAUCAGGCCAGUCUGGUGCUAAGGGAGAAAAGGGCGAGCAAGGAGAACAGGGAGACAAGGGAUUGAACGGUGACCCUGGAGUCCCGGGUUUGCCUGGAGACCCCGGUCAGGAUGGAUUAAGGGGCUUGAAGGGAGAGAAGGGUGAUUCAUGUACUAGCUGCUCGUCUGCUGGCACGGCGCUGGGUGACGGUGUAGCUGUGCCAGGGCCCAAAGGAGAAAAAGGAGAUCCUGGGUCCCCGGGAGCGGGGAAACCUGGCAAAACUGGAAAUCCUGGCUUACCAGGUGUGCAAGGUCCCUCUGGUCCCAAAGGAAGCAAGGGCGAUGCUGGGGCUGCAGGAGUGGGCCUUCCGGGACCACAAGGCAUUGAGGGACCAAGAGGUCUCCCAGGACUAGUAGGACCCCCUGGUGUUACAGGAUUGCCAGGCUCUGUUGGCCCUGCAGGGGAAAAGGGCUCAAGAGGUGAUAUGGGACUCCCUGGGCCACAGGGACCGCCGGGAUUUGGAGUAGCGGGACCGCCGGGUAAAGACGGAGCCCCUGGGCCCAGAGGGCUUCCAGGAGCUGACGGCGCACCCGGAUUUCAUGGAGCUAAGGGGGACAAGGGGGAACGAGGAGAGUGUAACUGCAUCCCGCCCGGGCCUGCAAUUGUGGGUGGACCUGGAGCCCCGGGAACCCCAACAAACACGUGGCAGCCCGGGCCUCAGGGCCCUCCUGGACCUCCAGGCCCUCCUGGCCCCCCUGGACCUCAAGGAGUCACUGGAAUCCAAGGUCCUCAGGGUAUCCCUGGAAACGACGGCAUACCGGGGAAUCCGGGUUUGCCUGGAAAGAGCAGCUAUAUUGGAUCACACACUCUGCCUCGAGAUACACCUAUAGAAGUGGGAGAUGAGGAUUGUGGAGAGGGCUGUUCUCAGGGUUUGCCAGGGGUCCCGGGCAUGGCUGGUGCCAAGGGUGAAAAAGGAGACCAGGGCAAGCCUGGUGCGACAGUCAUGGACAGCUGUGACAGGUGUUUGGAGAGACUGCAGAGGGCACAGGCAACUGAAGCGACGGGUGAUCGAUCCUGCACCGGAACACCCGGGAUUCCAGGAGUGCCUGGGACACCGGGAAUAAAAGGAGACCCCGGUUCUCCGGGAGAUAGGGGCUCGCCAGGACCGCCAGGAAUCAUGGGACCUCCUGGUUUCCCAGGUCCUCAGGGCCCAUCUGGCUUAUCUGGUCAGCAGGGUGAACGAGGGUCGGCCGGCCUCCCAGGAAUGAAGGGCGAGCAGGGCCCUCCAGGGACGCCUGGUUAUCCCGGAACUAUGGGGCCACCUGGGUUGCCCGGACUGAAGGGUGAGCGUGGAAGCCCAGGAGGAGCUGGACAGAAAGGAGAAUCAGGUCCUCCUGGUAGCCCUGGGUAUCAAGGACAGGCUGGAUCUCCAGGCAUUAAAGGAGACACAGGACCAGCAGGGCCUGUUGGUUCCAAAGGUGAUCAGGGUUUCCAAGGACAGCCAGGUUUUCCAGGACCACCGGGUCCUCCUGGUCCUGCCGGCAAACCUGGCAGAGAAGGCGUCUCUGGGCUCAAAGGAGAAAAAGGUAACGACGGUUCCACAGGUUCCCAGGGACCAACUGGGCCGCCUGGCUCACCAGGAUCUCCAGGCCUGAUGGGACCUCCCGGUAUUGAGGGAAUAGACGGAAAAGAUGGGAAACCAGGACUGCGGGGCGAGGCGGGCCCUCCAGGCCCAGCGGGACCUCGAGGAAUCCCAGGAUUCAAAGGGAAAACAGGACACGUAGGCUUUCCUGGACAGAAGGGAGAUGCCGGGCCUGCAGGCCCACAAGGACCACCCGGCAGGCCAGGACAUGACGGGGACCAGGGUAUCCCAGGACUUCAGGGUCGACCGGGACCUCCAGGCCAGAUCGGUCCCACAGGGCCAGCGGGACCUCCGGGGCCUCCUGGCCCAUCGGGAGUGGGGAUGCAAGGAGAUAAGGGUCCAUCUGGGGAGAGAGGCCUCCCGGGGUUAGUUGGACCUCCGGGACCUCCAGGGCACCCAGGACUUAUGGGAGAGCCUGGCAGCGACGGGGCUGCUGGCAAAGAUGGAACACCAGGCCUGCAGGGGGACAGCGGACAGCCAGGUCAAAAGGGAGAACCGGGGGCCCCUGGACAGAGGGGCUCUCCGGGCGAGCGAGGCAGACCGGGGCCCCCAGGCGGGGGAGGAUAUCUCGGCAAGGACGCCCAACCCAUGAUGGGGCCGGUCGGCCCUAGAGGGGAAAGAGGAAGCCCGGGUUCUGAUGGACUACCGGGACCUCCGGGUUCCCCUGGGUCUCCAGGAAACGAUGCGUUCGUUAAUUACGACGACAUCAAAAACUUCAUUCGGCAACAGGUCAUCAAGAUCUUUGACGAGAGAAUGGGCUACUACAUGUCUCGCAUGCAGAUGCCAGUAGAAAUGGUGGCAUCACCCGGACGACCAGGACCCCCAGGAAAAGAUGGUGUUCCAGGCACUCCCGGACCGCAGGGUCCUCCUGGAGUCCCAGGACAGUUCGGCAGGCAGGGUCGCCCGGGAGGACAAGGACUCCCCGGACCACGAGGACCGCCAGGAGUAAAGGGUGACAAGGGUGUUGGAGAGAUGGGAGACGUGGGACCACCUGGAGCACCAGGCGUUCCAGGCCCUCCAGGCUAUGGUAAAAUGGGACCUCCUGGACCUGUUGGCCAGCAGGGUGUUCCUGGGAUACCAGGCUCUCCUGGACAGCCUGGAGCCAAAGGAAAGGAAGGCCGUUGUAAUCCUGCGGACUGUAUGAGCCAUCAGGUGGACUACAGCCCCAAGGGCCCACCUGUCAAAGGCCCCUGGUAAGGUUCUGCGGGAUGAAGGGAACUGGAGCAAAGAGACUACAGUAUUUGGGGAAGGAAGCAAACCAAAGACGAGGACUCAAAGUUAUUCAGUAAGACCACAUGACAGAAAGCAAAAGUUUUGUUUGUUUGUUUUUUUUUUAACAAAAAAAGAUAUGUGCGAAAAGCACAUUUCCUUCUAAGGGUCCCGCUGGAACUGAGGCCUGCAAAGACACACUGACAGAAAAUUGUUAUUGAACCAUUUUUUUCUCUACUCUUAAAAAUGCCAGUUCAUCGCUUUAA
Messenger RNA from Poecilia latipinna (sailfin molly), 4323 nucleotides. It is a transcript of the gene col16a1, whose product is annotated as collagen, type XVI, alpha 1. NCBI's taxonomy places the organism in Eukaryota, Metazoa, Chordata, Actinopteri, Cyprinodontiformes, Poeciliidae. The coding region runs from base 65 to 4045 and encodes 1326 amino acids. The record is from RefSeq and is a predicted model, not a curated record. The transcript is spliced from 64 exons.